CAGCGCGCACAAAAUGUACCGGAAGAGGGGAUUUUACGGCUUCUUGACAACUUCUCCUAGCCACUGCAUGUACGGCGGGUUCCCUUGGAUUAUCUAUUAAGCAAGAUGAAUCGUAUUUCAUAUCUCUGUUACAACAGUGCAAACCAGACAAAAAGUUACUGUUCUUUGUAAUAAACUUGUAAUUACCGGAGUUGAAAUAACCUCGCAGACGUCGUACGGAUGAUUAUCACGGAUAAACGUUGUCAUCUCUUCGAGAAUGCUUUUUCUUGACUUGAUGAUCUACCCAUAAGAACAUCGCAUAUGGACAUGAGUUCAAAAUUUUCGGCGUAAUUAAUCUUCUUCAAAGCCUGUCUUUUGUUUGAGACCACAGUGUAUACCAUUACCAUAAGGACCUCGGAAUCUUCUUGCGUUUCAUUCUGCAAAAACUGGCCUUUAUUAGCCAGAAGUGGAGACACGGAAACUGAACUUCAAUUUUGCUAGUAUCUGAUCGCACCUUCCAGGUGUAAAUGGAAACAAUUCCCGGCACAACAUUCACGCAAGCUGCGAGUUUCUUUUCCACCAGUCCUCUAAAUACAAUGUGCUUUGCAACCGUAUCAUUGGGCGCCGUCACAUACGAAACGGUAAAACUUUCUUCCGCUGUGAAAGAGCUCAUGGCCACAGUCCGCACAAUACUUCGAGAAAGACUGAAACUCGUCACGAGCAGGCUCUGAAGUCCACCGAAGAUCGGCAUGCAGGAAGGAACCGCAGCGAACAAAAAGAAAAGCACCUGAAAAACAAUGUGUGACCGACAACAACUUGUUUUUGAAACAAGACUUCUAGUCAUUAAUAGUACGCUCUACCAGAGCAGAAUCGCUAGCAUACAAUCUAUGAUCCAUAACAUCUCUACUGCAGGGCAGCAAACAUCACAAUCUUGUCAUUACCCAAAAUUUCAGAGCGAACUUCAAUAACUGCAGCAUAUCGCUUGCAUUUCUCUCGUUCUUUGUGAAGCGCAGCCUUACUGUCUAAAUCGUUCCCUAAAAUUUUAAAACGAAAAAAUGAACGGCACGUAAUUUUUCUAAGUCGAAAUGCAAAUUAAGCCAGUGUGUUGUCUACUGCCAGUGCUUGUGUUAUGCGCAGCCGCAUUCUGAUGGCAGCAAGACAAACAGUAAUGUAAGCAUAAUAAAUUCUGUAAAAAUUAAAAUCUUCAAAUUUUGCUACGUUCCUGAAUCUUGCUUAAGUUUAUGCUAGCUGGUUUGUACUACAAUGGCCUUUUACCUGUUGAUAUCAAUGUUCGUUGGAAUGCUGGUUAUUUAUAAAUGCAUAAGCUGGCAAACUCAGAUUCCAGAGAGGAAACGGAAGCUAAAACAAAGCGAACGAUUGUUGGUGGUGAUAGCACACCCAGAUGACGAGUGCAUGUUUUUCGGGCCGUUAAUCGUAACAGCCGUACGGAAAUGGUGUUUGGAAGAUGUCUUUGUUUUAUGCUGUUCCAUAGGAAAUCAUUACGGCAUGGGGGACAUACGAAAGCGAGAGCUCGUGGAAGCUUGUGAAAUUCUGGGUGUGCAUCGAGACAAUAUAAAGUGCAUUGACGAUCCUGCACUUCCGGAUGAUCCUGAGGUUGACUGGAGUCAGUUACGACUUCGAUCUUUGAUCACUGAUACCAUUUCGGAAUGGAAUCCAAGCGUGAUAGCGACAUUUGACGAGAGCGGCGUGAGUGAACAUCGAAACCAUCGAGAUUUAUCCCGGUGCUUAACUGCGAUGCAGAAAAAUGCUGCGUACUGCAUGAAAGGACGCCGAUUGUUAGUUCUGGAUACUGUGAAUUCUGUCAGGAAGUAUUUGCAAUACAUUGAUAUUCCAAUCACGUUGUAUGGCGACUGGGAUUUGAUAACUAUUGUGAGCAGAGAUCACACCGGGAGAAUACAAAGGGCUAUGCGAUGUCACGCAUCACAAAUGGUUUGGUUUCGGUGGCUAUAUAUUGUCUUUAGUCGCUACAUGGUGGUAAACACGUUCCGGGAGAUUUCAAAACAAAAUGCUUGACUUCACCAGACACGCAGGACCGGACUUAACAUUUUUGUCUGGAUAAUGCUCUGCAAAAACGGAUAAUUACCUUUCCAGAUUACCAGUUAAAUAUCGCUGUCAGUAUUGCUGUCAGAUGGAUCGCCUUUAGCA
Molecule: messenger RNA, 2145 nt
Organism: Paramacrobiotus metropolitanus
Lineage: Eukaryota; Metazoa; Tardigrada; Eutardigrada; Parachela; Macrobiotidae
Product: N-acetylglucosaminyl-phosphatidylinositol de-N-acetylase-like
Exons: 7
Coding region: 1243-2013 (256 amino acids)
Biological process (GO): GPI anchor biosynthetic process
Cellular component (GO): endoplasmic reticulum
Molecular function (GO): N-acetylglucosaminylphosphatidylinositol deacetylase activity
Source: RefSeq, a predicted model, not a curated record